AUGACAUUACCGUUGGAUGUCCGGCGGCAGGAAUUCUGGUCGAAGAUAACAUCGGAUAUUGGAGGACUUUUGACGGCCGAACCUGCUUCUUCGACACAACUUGCAUCUGCAGUACCAUCUGCAUCUUCCUCCAGCAAUGCGCCGCCUGCCCCAGCGCAAAGUACGAUUAUGACAACCGAACUUCUCACGACGGUAUGGCGGACUUCAGUGGUGACAGUGGAACGAACAACGAAUGUCGUCGAGACGGCAUCGGACCAUGCGUCAAGCUCGGCAUACACACCACUGUCUUCUGCAACACACACGCCAGUCGCUACUACCAAACAGCAUUCGUUACCCAAACCAACCACAACCACCUCCAAAGCCACGUCCGGGACACCGACCAUGACCGCGAGCUUCAUCUCGCACAAAUCAAUGGCGACUCCAAACGUCGAACCAACCUCGACUGCGUCCAAUUCGGAUGCGCAUCGAAAGCAAGCCAUCAUUGGCGGUCUAGCUGGCGCUAUCGCAGGCCUAAUACUCAUCGGCAUCCUAAUAGUCUUCUUCCUCCGACGACGGCGGAAGCGCGAAGAUGACAGCGAUUCCGUGAGCGAGAAAGGCGGCAUCCGUCCAGCCAUUGCGAGAAAAUGGAGCGAACUCACGGCGCGCGACCCACCACCAGCGGCCGUACUACCAGUGUCACAAGGCACCGAUACCCCGGACUACGACGGAGGUGUAAUCCGCAUGAGCCUCGAUCGCUGGCCACGACCCUACGCCAACGGCCAAGGCUAUCGCGAAUCGAUGGGUCCUCGGAGACUACAAGUCAUGAAUCCUUCGCCCUCCCGCCCAAGUACACCACUAGGCCGCGGCUCCUCAGAAUCCAUCCCCAAAUUCCUAGUCCGACAGAAAACCGCACUUGCGAACGUCUUCUCCGCCGCUCCACGCUCACGAGGCGACUCCACCGGCGAGUUGCCACAUCAAAACCUAGCCGUCCCGACCAUCUCCGUCGAUCCAGCGCUCUCAACCGAAUGUAUCCCGCGAAACGCGCCCACACCAUCCUUCCGCUCCUACCCCUCCGUAUCCUCUUUGCCAAUAGUCGAGCAACGACCCCCGGAAGACCCCUUCCUCACGCCCCCCGACGAGCGACUCGAAGACGAGCAGCUCUCUUCCACCCAGCCAUCGCCGCGAAGACCGGGCAUAACGCCUUUGCAAAGUGCAGGAAGGACGCUAAGUCAUCUCGGCAGCGCGCUGAAUCCUUUCCGAUCGAGACGGGACGCGGCGGAGGGGAGUUUUGUGGAGAGCGAGAGGCAGUCGGUGGGGACGUUUUCGAGCAGGGGGGAUCCGUUUCAGUAUGAUCGGCCGAGUUUGAGGGAGAGUGUUGCGCCGGAUCGAGGCGAGACGGAUGGCCGGUUUACGGUCUAUGAGGGCACGUGA
Messenger RNA from Saxophila tyrrhenica, 1410 nucleotides. RefSeq lists its product as uncharacterized. The record is from RefSeq and is a predicted model, not a curated record. The transcript has 2 exons. The coding region runs from base 1 to 1410 and encodes 469 amino acids. NCBI's taxonomy places the organism in Eukaryota, Fungi, Ascomycota, Dothideomycetes, Mycosphaerellales, Extremaceae.